Cheilinus undulatus (humphead wrasse) is the source of this 3612-nucleotide messenger RNA. RefSeq names its product heat shock protein 90, alpha (cytosolic), class A member 1, tandem duplicate 2 (gene hsp90aa1.2). Gene Ontology annotation, molecular function: ATP hydrolysis activity; ATP-dependent protein folding chaperone; ATP binding. Gene Ontology annotation, biological process: cellular response to heat; protein stabilization; protein folding. The transcript is spliced from 12 exons. NCBI's taxonomy places the organism in Eukaryota, Metazoa, Chordata, Actinopteri, Labriformes, Labridae. Bases 198 to 2393 code for a protein of 731 amino acids. Gene Ontology annotation, cellular component: nucleus; cytosol; perinuclear region of cytoplasm. The record is from RefSeq and is a predicted model, not a curated record.
UCUGGAAGCUCAGCUAAGGAUUUCUCGAACAGUCUGAGAGGGUACAAAACCUACACGGCUGAACCUCUCUGACUGACUGGACUGUGUGCCAUUUAUUCACAUUCCUCGGCGGAGUUAUUCAUAACCGGAGGACCAAGUGUAAAUUCAGCAAGGAGAGUUUUCUUGUCAAAACUGUCUCCCCAUGCUUAAAAAAUAGGAUGCCUGAACUACACGAUCAACCAAUGGAGGAGGAGGCUGAGACCUUUGCAUUCCAGGCUGAGAUUGCUCAGCUGAUGUCCCUGAUCAUCAAUACUUUCUAUUCCAACAAAGAGAUUUUCCUUAGAGAGCUCAUCUCCAACUCCUCAGAUGCCCUUGACAAAAUCCGCUAUGAGAGUCUCACAGACCCUUCAAAACUUGACUCUGGCAAGGAUCUCAACAUUGAAAUCAGGCCCAACAAAGAAGAACGCACCCUGACCCUGAUCGACACAGGCAUUGGCAUGACCAAAGCUGACCUGAUCAACAACCUGGGCACAAUCGCGAAGUCUGGUACUAAGGCUUUCAUGGAGGCACUGCAGGCUGGAGCCGACAUCUCCAUGAUUGGUCAGUUUGGUGUUGGUUUCUACUCUGCCUAUUUGGUAGCUGAGAAGGUAACCGUGGUCACCAAGCACAAUGAUGACGAGCAGUAUGCCUGGGAAUCUUCAGCUGGAGGCUCAUUUACAGUUAAAGUAGACAAUACUGAUCCAAUGGGGCGUGGCACAAAGGUGAUCUUGCACCUAAAAGAAGACCAGACAGAAUACCUGGAGGAGCGAAGGAUCAAAGAGAUCGUAAAAAAGCAUUCCCAGUUUAUUGGAUAUCCCAUCACACUCUUUGUGGAGAAGGAGCGUGACAAGGAGGUGAGUGACGAUGAGGCUGAGGAGGAGGAAAAGGAGAAAGACAAGGAUAAGGAUGAAGAAGAGGAGAAAGAUGAGGACAAGCCUGAAAUCGAGGAUGUUGGGUCAGAUGAUGAGCACAACCAUGACAAGGGAGACAAAAAGAAGAAGAAGAAGAAGAUCAAGGAGAAGUACAUUGACCAGGAAGAGCUGAACAAAACUAAACCACUGUGGACCCGUAACCCUGAUGACAUCACUAAUGAGGAAUACGGAGAGUUUUACAAAAGUCUCACCAAUGACUGGGAGGACCACCUGGCCGUCAAGCACUUUUCAGUAGAGGGUCAGCUAGAGUUUCGUGCACUGCUCUUCGUGCCUCGACGCGCUCCCUUUGACCUCUUUGAGAACAAGAAAAAGAAGAACAACAUCAAGCUGUACGUGCGCAGAGUCUUCAUCAUGGACAACUGUGAUGAGCUCAUCCCAGAGUACCUCAAUUUCAUCAAGGGUGUCGUGGACUCAGAGGAUCUGCCCCUGAACAUCUCCAGAGAGAUGCUGCAGCAGAGCAAGAUCCUGAAGGUGAUCCGCAAGAACCUUGUCAAGAAGUGCCUGGAACUGUUUACUGAGCUUUCUGAGGACAAGGACAACUAUAAAAAAUACUAUGAGCAGUUCUCCAAGAACAUCAAGCUUGGCAUCCAUGAAGACUCUCAGAACAGGAAGAAGCUGUCUGAGCUGCUGCGAUACUACACCUCAGCCUCUGGAGAUGAGAUGGUUUCUCUGAAGGACUAUGUAACACGCAUGAAGGACAACCAGAAACAUAUCUACUACAUCACAGGUGAGACCAAAGACCAGGUGGCAAACUCUGCCUUUGUUGAGCGCCUUCGCAAAGCUGGACUUGAAGUUAUCUACAUGAUCGAACCCAUUGAUGAGUACUGCGUCCAGCAGCUGAAAGAGUUCGAGGGUAAGAACCUUGUGUCUGUGACCAAGGAGGGUCUGGAGCUGCCUGAGGAUGAGGAUGAGAAGAAGAAGCAGGAAGAGAAAAAGGCUCAGUUUGAGAAUCUCUGCAAGAUCAUGAAGGACAUUCUGGAGAAGAAAGUGGAAAAGGUCACAGUUUCCAACCGCCUUGUUUCCUCCCCAUGCUGCAUUGUCACCAGCACCUACGGCUGGACGGCAAACAUGGAGAGGAUCAUGAAGGCCCAGGCCUUGAGGGACAACUCCACCAUGGGUUACAUGGCUGCUAAAAAACAUCUUGAGAUCAACCCUGAUCACCCCAUCAUGGAGACCCUGAGGCAAAAGGCAGAGGCUGACAAGAACGACAAGUCAGUGAAGGAUCUGGUCAUCUUGCUCUUUGAGACAGCCUUGCUGUCAUCUGGGUUCACCUUGGAUGACCCACAGACUCACUCCAAUCGCAUCUACAGAAUGAUCAAGCUUGGUCUAGGUAUUGAUGAAGAUGAUAUGACAUCAGAUGACACCACCUCUGCUCCCACUGAAGACAUGCCUCCUCUUGAGGGAGACGAUGAUGACACAUCCAGGAUGGAGGAGGUGGACUAGUCCUUUAUGUCACCUGCUAGCAAUCAAAAGUAAUAUUGUACAAAGUUAAAGUUAUAUGUUGUAAAUGAAACUGGAAAGUUCCUCUGUCAUCCCUCUUUUUUGAAACCAGAUUCCCUAAGUUCCCCUUGAACUGACCAUACUGUACACCAGAUUCAUUCCUUUUAGAGCUGUACUUUUUCAGUUGUCACUUUUUGUAUCUCGAGUUUAUUAUUAAUACAUUUGUUUUUGUAUUUAUUGACAUUCCAAUGUUGUAUGAGUGUUACUGCUUCGAUCGUAAAUACAUAAAAAUUGAUACUGUUAUUUGAGAUGGGUAAGGCCCAUUAAAAUAAAGAUUUGCCAUGUUAAGAAGUCAAGUCUUAUUUAUUCCCUGUUUUUUUUUACUAAGUUUACUACAAAUAAAUUCUAAAUGCAUCUUGUUAAAGAAAUAUGACAAGGUCUAAAUAGUAUGACGAGACUAGAAGUUAAAGCGUAUUACAUACAUGCAUAAUUUGAAUUACUGAAUAUUGUAUGUCAUCUAUUAUUUUUUGUAAAUAAUUCUCACCAUUGUAGAGAUUUGCAGCAGAAAAAGAUCAAUAAUGUAUAUGUAAACAGGAUAGGAAAAUUACAUUAUAGUUUAAGGGAAAGGAGUUGGCAAACACAAGGUGAACAUCAGAAAAAAAUAUCAAUUCAAUGACAAUAGUGAAUGAAUAGUGCUGGACUGCUGCCAUAGUGAGAAGGAAUAUAUCAUGCAGGUGGAGCCUUUUCACAACUGAGAUUUUGUCUUGUGAGGUGGAUGUAUCAGUGAAAAUGUAAACAAUGGCUAUUACUACUCUUUAGUGGAUUUCCCUGCCAAGAGUGUGUGACAACACAUUGAAGUAUUCAGGCAUACAUUAAGAACAAUUGUGGUUUCCACAAACAUUGCAUUCCAAAAAAUAAAAUCAGCUUUUCAUGUGAAAACCUUAUUGACCUAUUAUUUAAGACUAUCUAUGUUUUAAAGACAGCCUAUCAUUAAAAAACAGAUCUGUUUCUUGAGAUAGAUUUUUUCAUUGGUUAACAUUCUGGAUACUAAUGCUUUUCAAGUGUCCAGUAGAUGGCAGUGUAUAACACUGCCUGCUGUUGAAGUUACAAGGACAUGAAAAGCUUUUAACAUGUUCUAGAAAACGCUGUUUUUGCCUGCCAGAGGAAAAUUGAAACUAGGACAAUUGAAAUGAUUACUAUUCUCCAUAACUUUAACAACACU